AUGAAUAUUAGAUGUGCAAAGCCAGAAGACCUCAUGAACAUGCAGCACUGCAAUUUGCUCUGUUUGCCUGAAAACUAUCAGAUGAAGUACUACUUCUAUCAUGGACUCAGUUGGCCUCAACUCAGUUAUGUAGCUGAAGAUGAAAAAGGUAAUAUUGUUGGUUAUGUUCUUGCAAAAAUGGAGGAGGAUCAUCAAGAAGAUUUGAAACAUGGUCAUAUUACUUCCUUGGCAGUCAAAAGAUCUCAUCGAAGACUAGGGUUGGCUCAGAAGCUGAUGGAUCAGGCUUCUGAGGCUAUGGUUGAAUGCUUUGAUGCCAAAUAUGUGUCAUUGCAUGUGAGAAAGAGUAAUAGAGCUGCAUUGAACUUGUACAAGAAUUCACUAAGAUUUGAAACUGUUGAAAUUGAACCAAAAUAUUAUGCAGAUGGUGAGGAUGCUUAUUCUAUGAGGAGGGAUCUGAAAGAAUUUGUGAAAGAGAGUAAAAGCAAAUUGGAAGAGAGAAUAGAAAAAAUUGAAGAGUGA
Messenger RNA from Phaedon cochleariae (mustard beetle), 519 nucleotides. The record is from the annotation of a GenBank genome assembly. NCBI's taxonomy places the organism in Eukaryota, Metazoa, Arthropoda, Insecta, Coleoptera, Chrysomelidae.